GUCAGUCAUCAGAUUGCUCCUCGUUGUACACUUCGUUGGAAUUAUCGGUAGCUGCAAAUGCAGGGAUCUUGGUCACGAUGAAGAGGUCGUCUUUUGAAUGUCUUUUGUGGUUCUUACAAUUUCAAGCUCUACCAGUUCGUUUUUUUUUUCGGGCGCUCAUGUACUACAAGAAAAGAAAAACAAAAAAAUGUUUGGGAAAAGCGCAAAGCAGAUCGAAUUAGAGACCACAAUCGAGGAACUGCAAGGCCAGAUUUCGCAGCUGAACCAGCAAUUGCAGCAAAAAGAUCAAGUUGUGAACGAAGAAAAGAAGAAAACGCAGGCGAAGCAGCAGGAGUUGGAUCGGGCGCUGGAUUUCGAGAAGUUUUUGCAAGACACGAACAAGGUAAAAUGCACCAUCAACGCUUUGUACCGUGCGACGCACAAGGCAAAGUCCCUCGUUUCACAAGCAAAAGCUGAAAGGGAAGCAGCGCGGGCGGCUUUGACCAAGCAGCAACCGGUGUGGCCGCCGAGAGUGGAACUGUUUCCCGGCGUAGCUGGAGGAGUCGGGGUGGCACAGGGUAUGAUAAUGUUUUUUGCUGACGUCGUAUAUCGAUGACGAAGAUUUGAAGAUACGAAGUAUGAUUCUAGUUCUUCUACCAAGUCUUUCAUUGCACGUAGUACACACCACAUCCACAUUCCUCUGUGUCACCAUUGGGAAAACAAACACUCCAGAUUCCCUUUCCAACACGGAAGAGGACCCAGAGGCGCAGCAGCUCCAACUGGAAAUUGACGGGCUGGGGUUCCCUUCCGUCCGCAAAACCGAGCUGCUGGUUUUCAACCCUGCCGCCGGACAGAGUCAACAGCUGCGGAAGGACCCACUGACAAAGGAUUCCCUUCUCGAGCAAUCGCACUGCAAGCACGUGCUGUUCUUUUUGAAAAAGCUUUUCGUCGAGGAAACUUCGUUGCGGACUACUUUGAACAAGUGGGAGCAGUUCUUCCGCACGGGGGACAGAAGUAAGCAGGAGGACAAGAACCGGG
Amoebophrya sp. A120 is the source of this 1017-nucleotide messenger RNA. NCBI's taxonomy places the organism in Eukaryota, Dinophyceae, Syndiniales, Amoebophryaceae. The record is from the annotation of a GenBank genome assembly.